Eurypyga helias (sunbittern) is the source of this 2100-nucleotide messenger RNA. Its product is annotated as integrin alpha-4-like. The record is from RefSeq and is a predicted model, not a curated record. Gene Ontology annotation, cellular component: external side of plasma membrane; integrin complex. Gene Ontology annotation, biological process: integrin-mediated signaling pathway; cell-matrix adhesion; cell adhesion mediated by integrin. Lineage: Eukaryota; Metazoa; Chordata; Aves; Eurypygiformes; Eurypygidae. Gene Ontology annotation, molecular function: integrin binding.
AUGAAGCAAGUCACAGGCAACCCCAAAGGAGAGCACUGUGGGAAGACUUGUUUGGAAGCAAGCUUAUCGAGGCAGCCAAAAGAAAAUGGAUCUAUUGUUGCUUGUGGACACAGAUGGAAAAAUAUCUUUUACAUAAGAAAUGAACACAAACUCCCAUACGGUAUUUGUUUUGCCAUCUCUUCUGAUUUUCGAACUGAACUGAGCAGAAGAAUAUGCCCAUGCUAUAUAGAUCAUGUACGAAAGUUUGGAGAAAACCAUGGGUCAUGCCAGGCUGGAAUGUCUAGUUUUUACAUUGAGGACUUAAUUAUAAUGGGAGCCCCUGGAUCAUAUUAUUGGACUGGUUCUGUUUUUGUAUACAACACAACUGCAAAUACAAUCCAUGCUUAUACGGAUUCAAAUAACCAAGUGAAAUUUGGCAGUUAUCUAGGAUACUCUGUUGGAGCUGGGCAUUUUCUGACAUCAGCCAGUACAGAAGUGAUUGGAGGGGCUCCCCAGCAGGAGCAGACUGGUAAAGCAUACAUUUUUAGCAUUGAGAAGCAACUAAACAUUCUAUUUGAACUAAGGGGUAAAAAGCUUGGUUCUUACUUUGGAGCUUCAGUUUGUGCUGUGGACCUGAAUUCAGAUGGCCUCUCGGACUUGCUAGUUGGUGCUCCCAUGCAAAGUACCAUCAGAGAAGAAGGAAGAGUUUAUGUCUAUAUCAAUUCAGGUUCUGAGGCAAAGAUGGUGGAACUGAACAUAGAGCUCAGUGGGAGUGACUCAUAUGCAGCCAGGUUUGGAGAGUCGAUAGCCAAUCUAGGGGACAUUGAUAAUGACGGUUUUGAAGAUGUAGCAAUUGGGGCUCCACAAGAAGAUGAUCUAAAGGGGGCUAUUUAUAUAUACAAUGGCAGGGAAGAUGGAAUAACGCCAUCAUUUUCACAGAGAAUACAAGGACAUCAAGUCAGUAAUUCAUUAAGCAUGUUUGGACAAUCCAUAGCGAGUGGCAUUGAUGUAGAUAACAAUGGUUAUCAAGAUGUAGCAGUUGGUGCUUUUCUCUCCGAUUCUGCUGUGGUGCUGAGAACAAAACCAGUCAUAAUUGUUGAAGCUUCUUUAAAACAUCCUAAUUCAAUAAAUCGAACUAAUUUAAACUGCAUGGAAAAUGACCAGCCUGCUACCUGUAUGAAUUUGAAGAUAUGCUUUACCUAUACAGGACGAGAGGUACCUGGUUAUAUUGUACUGCUUUAUAAUCUGAGAGUUGAUGUGAACAGAAAAGCGGAUACACAAGCAAGAUUUUAUUUUUCCUCCAAUGGAACAUCUGAAACAAUCUCAGGACAUGUAAAGAUUUACAACAAGAAAAUUGCCUGCAAGGAUCAUGCAGCAUUUAUGAGGAAAGAUGUAAGGGAUAUCUUGACUCCUGUACAUGUUGAAGCAAGUUAUCAUCUGGGCCAUCAUAUUCUACAGAAAAAAAAUGCUCAAGAAUUUCCACCACUUCAACCUGUUCUUCAAAGGAGGAAAGAAAAAGAUGUUAUAACAAGCAAGUUUGUGUUUGCAAGAUUUUGCUCCCAAGAAAAUUGUUCUGCUGACUUGAGACUUUCUGGGAAAGUUGCUUUUCCAAAGCCCCAUGACAAGAAAACAUAUCUCGCUCUUGGAAGUAUGAGGACUUUAUUGUUGAACAUUUCGCUGCUUAAUGUUGGAGAUGAUGCCUAUGAAACUGUCCUCCAUAUUCAAAUCCCUAAAGGUCUUUAUUUCAUCCGAAUUUUAGAACUGGAAGAAAAACAGAUAUAUUGCGAUGUAUUAGAUAAAGAAAUUCAUACAGUGACACUUGAGUGCAGCGUUGGUUAUUUAUAUGUUGAUCAAAAAUCAAAGCUGGAUUUUAGUUUCCUCUUGGAUGCAAGUUCAUUUACCAGAGCAGAAGAUGACCUCAGCAUCAUCGUUAAUGCUACCUGUAAAAAUGAAGAUAGGAACAUGUCGCUGGAUAACACACUGACUUUACCUGUACUGCUAAGAUAUGAGAUUGAGUUAAAUACUCAUGGGUUUGUAUCACCAGCUUCGUUUGUUUAUGGAGCGAAUGAGAGAGAUUCACCAGUUAGGUGUAUGAAGGAGAGUAUCAACUUCACUUUCCAC